Molecule: messenger RNA, 6160 nt
Organism: Antechinus flavipes (yellow-footed antechinus)
Lineage: Eukaryota; Metazoa; Chordata; Mammalia; Dasyuromorphia; Dasyuridae
Gene: PI4K2A
Product: phosphatidylinositol 4-kinase type 2 alpha
Exons: 9
Coding region: 1030-2487 (485 amino acids)
Biological process (GO): endosome organization; Golgi organization; phosphatidylinositol phosphate biosynthetic process
Cellular component (GO): lysosomal membrane; trans-Golgi network; plasma membrane
Molecular function (GO): 1-phosphatidylinositol 4-kinase activity
Source: RefSeq, a predicted model, not a curated record
UUAUUUUUUAUAUAGGGGAACAACAUGUACACAUAUAAAUAAAUACAAAAUAUAAUCAAUGUGGGCACAAGAUAAUUUUGGAGGGAGGCUUGGAAGUGGAUGUGUGGGGAGGUGGCAUUUGAGUUUGAAGGAGGCAGAAGUCCAUUAGGGAAUGAACUUCAGACAUGGGGAAAGGAGAUUUGUAUAAAGGUAUAGUAACUGGAACGGAAAUAUGUAAGAUACAGCAGGCAAGCCAGUUUGGCUGGACAGCAAGGAGUCUCAAGGGGAAACUUAGGAUACAGCUAGAAAGGUAAAUUAGAACCAGGUGGUGAAGAGAUUUAAAUGCAUAAAAAAGGAGUUUGUGGGUGCCUAGUGAGCUUAUUGAUUGAGAAAGGGAAUGACACAGUGAAAGGGCGCUCUGAGAAAGAGCAGAUGGCUAAAUGGGUGAUAAACUGAAGAGGGACAAAAAGCACCAGUCACCAAGAAGUAUGUAAUCAAUGGAUAAUUGAUCAGUCAACAUUUACGCAAUGCCUGUUAUGUACUUGGGAAUAAAAUAUAUAUGGGUGUGUAUGUGUACAUAUUUGUAUAUACAUAUAUAUAUUUGCAUGUAUAUACACACAAUAUAUAAAAUAAAUGAAAAAGACCUCUCUGCCCUCAAAGAGCUCGCACUCAAUUGUGAAUAAUAAUAAUAGCGUGAAGGCAGUACUCGGCGCGAGAACCGCAGCGGGGUCUCUGUCAGGUCUUAGGAAAAAGUAUAAAAAUGAGACUCUGCACCUGCGCACAAGUACAGCCCCAACGAGGGGCUGAAUGACGGUCGAAAGGAGCGGUGGGGGUGGGGGUCGGGGAGGGGGGAGGGUAGUUGCGUCGGAGCGCAUCUUGAUUGGUCAGCGUUCGCGUGAGAGGCCGUCCCUUCUCGUCACCAUGUAAACAGGGCUCUAAGGGGGCGGGGCUUCCGGGGGGCGGGGCAGGGUUAGCCGGGGAGUGACGCGGAUUGGUCCGGUGCCGGGGCUUCGCAGAGCCAAGCGCGUCCGGGAGCCGGCCGCCUCAGGGAUGGACGAAACUAGCCCCCUGGUGUCCCCGGAGCGGGCCCACCCCCCGGACUACACGUUCCCAUCGGGCCCGGGCCCGGGCGCUCACUUCCCUCAGGUGCCAGGGGCCGUGGUGCGGGUAGUGCCGGCGUCCGGCCUGGGGCCGUCGCCGCCGGGUUCCCCGUGCCGGGACCGGGAGCGGCAGCCACUGCUGGAGCGGGGCCCGGGCGGGGCGCGGGGCGCUGCGGUCCAGGCGCAGGCCCAGGCUGUGGCGGCCCAGGCGCAGGCCCUGGCGGCCCAGGCCCACGCGGCGGCGCAGGCGGCGCAGGCCCAGCGGGAGCGGAACGAGUUCCCGGACGACCCCGAGUUCGGCGAAGUGGUGCGGCUGGCGGAGCUGGCGAGCGAGCGAGGCAUCUACCCCGAGCGCAUCUACCAGGGAUCCAGCGGCAGCUACUUCGUCAAGGACCCCCAGGGGAAAAUCAUUGGUGUCUUCAAACCCAAGAAUGAAGAGCCAUAUGGGCACCUUAACCCCAAGUGGACCAAAUGGCUGCAGAAACUGUGCUGCCCCUGCUGCUUUGGCCGUGAUUGUCUUGUCCUCAAUCAGGGUUAUCUCUCAGAAGCAGGGGCCAGUUUGGUGGACCAAAAACUGGAACUCAAUAUUGUACCCCGUACUAAGGUAGUAUAUCUGGCUAGUGAGACCUUCAACUACAGUGCCAUUGAUCGAGUGAAGUCCAGGGGGAAGCGACUCGCCCUAGAAAAAGUGCCAAAAGUUGGACAGCGGUUCAACCGAAUCGGGCUCCCACCCAAGGUUGGUUCGUUCCAGCUCUUUGUUGAAGGCUACAAGGAUGCUGACUAUUGGCUGCGACGAUUUGAGGCAGACUCACUGCCUGAGAACACGAAUCGGCAGCUGCUGCUUCAGUUUGAGCGGUUGGUGGUACUAGAUUACAUCAUCCGAAACACUGAUAGAGGCAAUGACAAUUGGCUGAUCAAAUAUGAUUGUCCGAUGGAUAAUUCCAGCUACCGGGACACAGACUGGGUAGUGGUGAAGGAGCCUGUUAUCAAACUGGCUGCCAUAGACAAUGGGCUGGCUUUCCCUCUGAAGCAUCCUGACUCCUGGAGGGCGUAUCCUUUUUAUUGGGCUUGGCUACCCCAAGCCAAAAUUCCAUUUUCCCAGGAAAUCAAAGAACUGAUCCUUCCAAAGAUAUCUGAUCCUAACUUUAUCAAGGACCUGGAAGAGGACCUGUAUGAGCUCUUCAAGAAAGAUCCUGGUUUUGACAGGGGCCAGUUUCACAAGCAGAUUGCUGUCAUGCGGGGACAGAUCUUGAAUCUAACUCAGGCCCUGAAAGACAAUAAGAGCCCCCUUCAUCUAGUCCAGAUGCCACCUGUGAUUGUGGAGACAGCUCGGUCCCACCAACGGAGCGCCAGCGAGUCUUACACACAGAGCUUUCAAAGCCGGAAGCCAUUUUUCUCCUGGUGGUAGCCCUGCGGACGAAUGAUAUGCUGUGUCAGACUUGGGGACUGGGAGGGAGCCUGGGGAGCAGCUUUUGAGAUAAGCCAGCGAAGCAGGUGAAAUCAUAUACUUAAGAGCCCUCCCCCUCUAGUAGAGCCAAAGAGCUUUGCAAAAUAUGGGGAGAACCACCACCAGACAUACUGGGGCAGUCUUAGUCCCAGGUGUUGCCUUUUACAUUCUGGGUAAGGUCAGAAUUCUGCAGGGGAACAGUAGGGGUACUAGGGAAGGAGCACCUCAUCUAACUUCACCCAGCUGCGGGUUUUGAAAUGCAUCAUCCCAGAUACUCUUCUCUGUUGCAGUUCCCUAUCACUUAUUAUAUUCUGCAUCAGAAAAAAAAAAAACAAAAACAUAACUCCAAAACUUUAGCCACAAUAUCCUGACAGAACAUUAUCUCAAAAACAUACAAAACAUUUUAUAUCAGUUCAGAAAUAACUUUGGAUGAUUCAGAGCCUAUGUGCCCUUUGUAUUCUUGUCCUAAAGACUGUGGAGGUGAGAGAUUGUGUCACAGUGCAUCAAAUUAGAUAAUACUUCUGAGACUGUGAGCUGAAAAGUUUUUACGCUGUCUUUUCCUGCCCACUAGAAAGCUCCCUCUUUUCCUUUUUCACCUUACCAGUGGCAGAUAGUCUGCUUCAGAAUCUACUGGCAUGUUUGUCUUUUUAUUUUUAUGAAGUCCAUUUUAACUUUAGGCCCUUAGGCAGCUUUGUCUAAGGCCACAUGGACCUUACUGGCUCUUAGCCCUGCAGUGGACCUGACCCCUCCAGCUCAGGCCUGUUAGGCAGCUGUAUCUCAAGCAGAGGCAGGAGUGGAUAGACUUGUCAUUAUGAAAUGGAGCCACCUUCCCAGCAUUUAGCUCCUCAUAUGGCCUGAUGUGUUCACUGGGAGUCCUAGUGGACUUAUCUUUACAACUGCUUAAACUUAGUGGACCUUGCUUUAAUUGAUCUGUCAUCCUUCCCCAUAUUUCUAUCAGCCCUAACUUUCAUGAGUGUUUGGCCCUAGUAACUAAAGUAGACUCCCUUUCCCUCAGCAAGCUUGAAUCUCAGCCCCCUGAUGUGUUCUUAGGCUUUUUAAUUCUUUCCCAGCUCUUUUCUCAGAGGAGUAAGCCCGUCCUUGAGAAAGCUUCUUAUUCUGCCAUUUGCUUCAACCUGCCUACAUUUCAUGCCUGGCCUUGGCUCUUAGGGUAAGGAUUUAAGUUCCUCCUUUUGCUGGCUAUUAGUGCCUCGUCCACUCCACUAUCCUGUUCCUAUUGUCCUUUCCUGGGGAAGAAGGUAUGGAGGUUCAAGAAAAAAAAUAGGAAUUUUAUUUUAAUCCUUCAUUGUUUUCAUUGUAUAACAAUGCUUUUCAGAAUAGAACAGCAGGAAGUAAGUGAUGGCAAUAUUUUUUUGUUCCAUCUCUUUCCUUCUGUUAGACACUUUUGUCUUUUUUUUUUUUUUUUUCUUAAAGAAAGCAAGCCCCAAAGGAAGGAGUCCUUCACUGCCUCCCCCAGUGGUCUGCCUUCAGUGGCCACUUCUCCAACAGCUGUCCUUGCCCAGACCUUGGAUUCCUUUCCAUGCAAAGGUUCUUUGAUGGUACUGUGGAAUACAGCAUAUUCCUUGCAGUGAUUGACUUCUUUUUUUAAGGAUGGCAUAUCAUACUACUACAACUAUGUGGGUUUUGGCGUCCUCCCUAUCACAAACAGCAGAAUUAACCUUGCAAAGAAAUUAUCUUGAUGGUUUGACCAGUAACCAAAGAAGGUAGUGCCCUCAAAGCUUGUCCACUUUCUUCUUCCUCAGAGGCAAGGAUAAGAAGAACCAUAGGAUUUUUAUUCUCUAUUAGGAAGAGUACAUAAGUCCAUCUGCAUGGCCCCAAGGACAGGGACAACCUAGCUCUCUAGCACUGACAAUCCCAAUCAGCAAUCCUGUCCUGAUUCUCAGGCUGGGUGACAUGCAUUUGAAAAUAAGUGACCUAUACUGCAAAGGUGGGUGAUUCCCAUAGAGACUAGAGGUUUCUAUUGCUGACUUGCCCAAUUCUGUGGAAACUAGAAUCGAGCUCCAAACUCUAAGCUAAAAAGGCCUUUUGGAGGAAAAUGAUCUUUGCUUAUGAUGUGUAUAUUUUAUUAUAGAUACACAUGCAUAUGUAAAGUUCCCUCUUUACUCACUCCCCCAGGAGGAUGGAGAGAACCCUUGAACAUUUAAGAUGGGGAUGGUUAAAUCCUUAAAUUGUUUUUCCUGUUUAAGAUGAGAAGAGGAUCAGAAGAAAAUUGAGACUGGGGAGGAUAUUAGUUCCUAUUCCCUGGAAGUGAUAAGAAUGUAGGAUCUCUUCCCAGCUCCUAGAAAUUUAAAUCUGAAUGGACUGGAAGAAACCAGAGAUUCUGCAGGAGUCUUCUGAAUAGAAUGGUGCAAACUGAUUCUCUUUUGCUGGCAGGGGGCUUCCCCCCAGCAAUGAAGAGAAAAGAAUUGGAGUCCUGGUUACUGUGAUUGCUGCUGCCCCCAUGUAUUGUUCUAAUGCACUGUAGAAACUGUAUGUAAUGUAUUUAUAACAAUGCAGAUGUACAAAUAACAUGAAUUCAGUUCCAGCUUUCCUUGCCUGGCUUUCUUAGUAGAGGGGAAAGUGAUGCUUUUUAGGGCAAAGAGCAAAGAGGAAAUUGUUCUUGAACAAGACCUGUUUUGUAGUCAGGAUUAAUUUUUUAAAGUAAUAGCCAAGCUGAAAGAGCAAAGUGCUGCAGCCUAUUUUUGCUUCAUUCCUGGCCACUAGAGGGUAACCUUACACAGGUCGGGGUAUCUCUGUACCUGAUAGGCUGUGGAUGUGAAGGAGAUUACUAGAGAGAAGAUCCUUUGUAAACCAAGUAUCCUCCCAUGGAGGUGGCCUGAGUGGAAAUGUGUUAUCUGUGUUAGAGAGAGAUGAUAACAAAACUCUCAUAUCUUAUCUGAGGGGAGUGCAGAACUUGGAGUUACUGAUCUUAGCCCUCCAGUGCCCAGCCACCUAAAGCUCUUUGCAAUUUCUUUAGUGUACAUUUGCUUUCAGCAAGAUGACUCCCUUUGUCCAUGGCUGAAAUAGCUCCCUCUUCUCAUUGUUUACACCAGUUUGAUAUUUCAUCUAACUGAUUAUGCUAAGUCUAACUCUAAAAGCUCAUACUAUGGCCCCAAGAUUUUGUAAUUCUCUUUUAAGACCUCAUCUAUGUGACGUGAGAAAGGUGACUUGGGCCCUCCAUUUCUGUCUUCUAGAUAACUGAGUUGGAAUCCUUAGCAGUGAUACCUUGCCUGAAAUGUGAAGUUUGUUUGUCAGGCCCUUUGUCCCACAUCCCUGAAAGUCCAGUCUCUCAAUCAGUCCUUAAUAGUUUCAUGACAAAUAUACUUCUUCAUUGAGAAAUUUUUAUUAUUAAAUAUUCUUAUCCAUCCAAGGGAACUCUAGCCAGAGUUUACUCUCUGCCUCUGUCUUUUUGGCAGGUAGGCAAAGAAAGAGGCAGCAUGGUGUAGUGGAAAGAGUGCCGAAGCCAGAACUGAGAUCUGGGUUUCAAUUCCAGUACUGACAAUUACUAGCUGUAUGAACAUGAGCAAGUCUUUUAACUUUGCUGACUUUGUUUCCUCAUCUAUAAAGUGGGAAUAAUAAUGCUUGCACUACCUACCUCAAAGGGUUGUUGUGAGUAAAGUGCUUUGUAAACCUUAAA